AUGCUGGCAGCUUCCGUUGAUGCGGCCGGUUCGGCAGCAGAAGGCGCCGAUGUGGCCAUUGCAGCAAGUGCAUUGGCUGCGCCGGCUCUGGCUGCGAUGGCGACGGCCAUGCCGGAGGCGAGCGACGCAGUCGACAAAGCAGGCGGUGCUGUAGACACGGUUGCGGACAAGACGCAUCGGCUUGCGUUUACAGGGCGCGAUGCGCGGGCUACCGUCGAGAAUGGACUGCUGAUCGGGCUGGCGCUGCUGCCGGGCGCCGAGGCGAUGCUGGCGCAGGCGCUGGCUGCGUCCGUGCCGGCAAGAGCCGUCGUCGUCGCGGAAAAAGCGGCGGCGGUUGUUUGA
Molecule: messenger RNA, 342 nt
Organism: Thecamonas trahens ATCC 50062
Lineage: Eukaryota; Apusomonadida; Apusomonadidae
Exons: 2
Coding region: 1-342 (113 amino acids)
Source: RefSeq, a predicted model, not a curated record